ACCAUCGGAUUGGCUCUCAGAAUUUCUCAUGCUCUUACACUUUAAACCUACUCCAAUGCUGAUUGGUCUGCCUACUCACUUGACCGGAAGUCAGUCACAGGCUUUUACACCUUCUCAGGUGAAACACCAAUCUCAUGGACAACCAAGAAACAAACUACGGUCGCUCGAUCCUCCAUGGAAGCUGAAUAUCGCGCUUUGGCCGCAACAACCGCAGAUCUUAUUUGGCUUCAUCGCUUACUUGUUGAAUUGGGCAUUCCAGGAACAAUCAACACCACUCUUCUAUGACAACAUGUCAGCUAUGACCAUCGCCAACAACCUAGUUUUUUAUGCCCUGACGAAGCAUAUCGAAAUCAAUUGUCACUUCAUAAGGCAACACAUUCAGUUUGGUCAUCUUCAACCACACUAUAUACAUACCCAAGAUCAAACGACGGAUAUCUUCACCAAAUCACUACUUAAGCAACAUUUUCAGCUUCUUCGCUCCAAGCUUCAGCUCUCAAAUGAGAUCUUUCAGCUUGCAAGGGGGUAAUAUCAGCACCUUCUAUUCAGUUAUUCCAGUAGUGCUUCUCAUCAUCUGCUGUAUGCUAGGACCACCACUCUUACCCAUCAUCACUGAUGAGAUCAAACCAUCGAACGUCGGUCUCGAACAAGAGGCUCAACUCGUUCGAACUUGGAAAGGGCCAAAUUCUUCAAAUGGGAAAAAGAGCUCUAAUGGGAGCAACGAUUAUUCGUCUUCGAUAAAAUACUUGCAUAUACACGAAUGCGAUUGCUUCUCCAUUGGAAUAUUUUGUAUGCCUCCUUCAUCUGUAAUACCCCUCCAUAAUCAUCCAGGGAUGACCGUGUUAAGCAAGCUUCUUUAUGGCACUUUACACGGGACAUCGUACGACUGGAUUGAUAUUGGUGGAGCCUUUGAUCCAACCAAACCAAGACCAGCAAAACUGGUUAGAGACGCAGAAAUGUCUGCUCCCUGUGGGACAACCGUUCUCUAUCCUACAAGCGGUGGCAACCUUCACUCUUUCAGAGCAAUAACUCACUGCGCUCUGUUCGACAUUCUAUCACCCCCUUACUCUUCGGAAGAUGGAAGACACUGCUCAUAUUUCAAGAAAUCACCGAGAAAAGAUGACAUAGGAGAAGUUAUUGAUGGAAUAGAUGAGUCUGAAGUAGCUUGGUUGGAAGAGUGUCAGCCCCCUGAUAGCUUUGUUAUAAGGAGAGGUAUUUAUAAAGGCCCUGCAAUUCGAAUUUAGUUGGGGGCUUGCUUUUAUCUCUUGCUGCUACUUAGAGGGCAUAUAAUAUAUAUUAUAUAAUAUGAUUUGUGAAUAAUUUUGCAAAUAAAUUCUGUUUUCUAGAUGCAAUUUUAGUAAAUUAACCCACAUUUAUUUUUUGCGAGAUUCUCUUUUCAGGGAAUU
This is a messenger RNA of Phalaenopsis equestris, 1403 nucleotides long. Its product is annotated as plant cysteine oxidase 5-like. The coding region runs from base 498 to 1241 and encodes 247 amino acids. The transcript has 5 exons. Gene Ontology annotation, molecular function: oxidoreductase activity, acting on single donors with incorporation of molecular oxygen, incorporation of two atoms of oxygen. The record is from RefSeq and is a predicted model, not a curated record. Lineage: Eukaryota; Viridiplantae; Streptophyta; Magnoliopsida; Asparagales; Orchidaceae.